AUGCAAAAUAUUAUUGAAUACACCAAUGAAAGAACAAUAAGAGUAUUACCCGAGUUUGACACUCCGGGACAUACCUUAUCCUGGGGUAAAAGUCAGCCGGAAUUGUUGUCCCAAUGUUUCAAUGGUAACCAAACUACUGACACAUUCGGUCCGGUAGGUCCGUCAAAGAACUCGUCGUACAAAUUCUUGGAGCAAUUACUACGAGAAGUUAGUCAUAGAUUUUUCAAUAAGUACUUGCAUUUGGGCGGCGAUGAUGUCCACAGCAGAUGUUGGACCACUAAUCCACAGAUAUUGGCAUUUAUGGAUAUAACAAAUCAAUUCAAUAAACUUGAAGAAUAUUACAUUAAACGGGUUAUAGAUAUUGCUAAAAGUCUUAAUAAGAUUCCUAUUGUUUGGCAAGAAGUGUUUGACAAUGGAUUCAAUGUAGACCCGGACACCAUUGUCGAAUGA
This is a messenger RNA of Oppia nitens, 450 nucleotides long. Its product is annotated as beta-hexosaminidase subunit beta-like. The record is from RefSeq and is a predicted model, not a curated record. Lineage: Eukaryota; Metazoa; Arthropoda; Arachnida; Sarcoptiformes; Oppiidae. The transcript has a single exon. Gene Ontology annotation, cellular component: membrane. Gene Ontology annotation, molecular function: beta-N-acetylhexosaminidase activity. Gene Ontology annotation, biological process: glycosaminoglycan metabolic process; carbohydrate metabolic process; ganglioside catabolic process. The coding region runs from base 1 to 450 and encodes 149 amino acids.